AUGGCUGCACAAUAUCCUAUCGGCGGAGGGUUCCGUCCAAACGAUUGGGAAGACCACAAUCCGCUAUCCAGCAGCUCUCUCGACACACCAAUAUCUUCCAAUUUCUACUGGCCCAGUCCUUCCUCGCCUCAAUCCUCAGAUUUCUUCCCCUUCCCCUUCCCCAUCUGGGACAGGCACAAGCCAAGCAGCGACCCUCCUCCCCUCCGCACGAUCGAAGAACUCCACCUCGAAAGAACAUACCUGAUUGAUUCCCUGCACGUCCAAGCUCAAACCGCAACCCAAUUGAUGCACAAGAUCCCCAUUUUGGAAUCUAAGCUGCUACAACACCACUUGCGGCCUGCUCAUCGCAAAAUUCGGAAACAGCUUGGUUGGGUGAAGAGUCGAUUGGGACAGUGCAGGCAGCAGGAACAGACGAUUUGUGCUCGGUUGGAGCAGCUUGCUGGUGAGAUUCAGAGGAGAGAGCAGUGGGCGCAGAAGGAGCAGGAGGAGGGCCGGAACGGGUUGGAUGUGUAUAGGCGAGAGCAGGAUUGGGGGUAUCAGCAGGGGGUUUCUGAUGGGUUGGAGAUGGGGAGGUGGAGGGAGAGGGGGAGGAUGAUGAGUUUGGAUCCGGAACAGCCUGAGUUUAGGCCGCAGGGGUUGUUUCCGUGUAUGUUUUGGCCGCCGCCGUCGGGACAGCAGGAGCAGGAGGAGCAGGGCGUUGAAGGGUGUACGAGGGAGGAUAUGUCUGAAUAUAUUUCUGAGCCUCCUAGAGGAGAAAGUGAAGAGAGGGCAGAGAAGGAGUCGACGAUAUGUGAAAAAUAUAACUCACAUGCUCUCAGUCUUUCAAGGAGGUCUGCGUCUGUGGAUGGUGUUGACUUUCGGCUAUUGGCGACACAUGAUUUGCUUGUACCCGAUUCCACGCUCAAACGACACAGUUUUCCUGGAUGUUUAGGUAUUUGA
Molecule: messenger RNA, 939 nt
Organism: Cadophora gregata
Lineage: Eukaryota; Fungi; Ascomycota; Leotiomycetes; Helotiales; Ploettnerulaceae
Exons: 1
Coding region: 1-939 (312 amino acids)
Source: RefSeq, a predicted model, not a curated record